Colletotrichum truncatum is the source of this 774-nucleotide messenger RNA. RefSeq lists its product as uncharacterized. The record is from RefSeq and is a predicted model, not a curated record. Lineage: Eukaryota; Fungi; Ascomycota; Sordariomycetes; Glomerellales; Glomerellaceae.
AUGGCGACCUCGGCCACUCUUCCCAGGUUCCUCCUACCGGCUCUGAGCCCCAUGUGGCGUGCCGCAGCAGUGAGGUCGACCGGCGGCCGCCCAGCGACGGCAGCCCUUCGUGGCAAUGCCUCCUGGACGAUUCGUUAUGCUUCGUCCAAGCCGCCCGGAGGCCAGAAGGGCCCCAUCGUCCUCGAGAAGCCGGCCAAGUUCAACCCCCCCUCUCACGGCUCCCGCCUGCCCAAGAAGCAGUUGCCAAAUCACUAUGGUGGGCAGCUGAGCUCGCAGGAGGUGCGCGCCCAGCGCGUAAGGGAAUACCCCGGCAUGAUGGCUCCUGAGGGUACCUGGGCGCACUGGUUCGUGAACAACCGCACGAUUCACUUGGUCAUCACACUGGGAACAUUAACGACCUUGGCCAUCACGAGUUUAUAUCUCAACUUCACUCACACGUCCCCCUUCAAGCACCUCCUUCCCCCCGCCUCGCAGUUCUGGAGCCACCCAAUCGAUUUCAUCCAAACCUGGAUCAGAGUCAUGCAGCUGCAUGAGCGCGAUCGCAACGAGAAGGCGAUUGCCAAGCACACGCGCCAUACCGACGACGUUGCGAAGCGUCAAUAUUACCGCAAGGAGCACGGCCUGGACAAGGAGAACCCCAUCGCCAACUUCUUGGGCAUGAAGGAGGAAUCUGACGAGCCGGCGCCUGCUGCUGACGCUUCGCCUGUGGCUGGAAACGUCGAGCCGGCGCCUGAGGAGGGUGAGAAGAGGAAGAAGUGGCUCGGCAUCUUCUAA